Molecule: messenger RNA, 982 nt
Organism: Drosophila suzukii
Lineage: Eukaryota; Metazoa; Arthropoda; Insecta; Diptera; Drosophilidae
Source: RefSeq, a predicted model, not a curated record
GUCGUUGAGCCUGAAAGCAUUUCAAUCAGUGAUUGAAUGCGUGACGCUGACGAAUGACUUUCUAGAGUCAUGGCCACCUCUGACGAUGGGCUGGUGGCGCAGACGCAGUGUUCGCUAAUUAGUCUGGCAGGCAAAAGUAGGAAACCCACGGAAGCACGUGCUUUUUCUCACCUCUCUCUAACACUAUGUAUACACCUAUCUGCCUGGGCUUACAAACUAUAGUAAAACGAUGCCAUGGCAUUGGAGCUGUAAGAACCGAGGUGGUAAAUGGUGUCUGGAGCUCGAGCGGAUAGCACAAGAAGCGGAGAAAUGAACCUGUUAUCCAAGAUUAUACUCUUCCUUUUGACCCUGGAGGCUGUGAGUGCUUUGGAGGCCAAUCUGACUGCCUGGCAUCAUCACAGGCGCCAGAAGCGCUUCCUAAUUUAUCAAAAUGGCGGUGUUAUCAAGUUUGUUACGGGUUGUGCAUUUCCGGUUCCGUUUAUGGAGAAAAAGGUCUGGCGACAGUUGGUCUGGCUGAUGAACUUCCACUACCAGUUCAAUGAGCCGCAAACUCCCAUCUACUGGUGGAAACUCUGGGAUAGUUCGCGAAAUCUCAAGGGUCCUGUGACCCAGCCAGAUCCUUCAUCGGUGCCUGCUCGUCUUUUGGUGGAUGAACCCCAGCUUUUGCUAUUCAAGUUCGCCGAGGGUUAUAUGAAUCAAUUGGGUCAGAAUGGAAGUGCCUGCCUGAAACGUUUGAUAUGCGAGAAUGGUCAGGUGGACGAGCACAGUGGACUCUAUGCCCAGAUACUACACAGGCUGUUAAGACCUCAUCGAACGCUAGACGGGCCGUAUUUGGAUGCCUUCAGGAUGGGUCGUCAUGGCGUCGACUGCCGAAAAGCCUUUCCGGAGGCCCAUAAGUGUGUUUUAGACGACUACGUACACCUCCAUGAACGGGGACCCACACAAAGUUUUCUUUAAGCCUAGGGUUAGAUUAUCGGGAGCU